UUAUCGCAUAUAUCUUAACACUUUAUUCAUCUUUUCUUAUAUUAAAUAAUUACAACUAUGUCUUCGGCUUUUUAAGAACAAGAACCUUGAAGGUAGCUUCGGAAGUUAGACAAAUAAGAGUUUGUUGCCAAAAAAAAUAUUUUAUACAAGAUAUUGUUCAUCUAUUUAUAGAGGAGAUAAACCGCCUUUGUACAAAAUUAUAAAUCUCUACUACUAUUAUGUGAAUACUGUAGGCGUCCACAAUCGCGUGGUGCACGUUCUGCCGCUCUGCUCACGCCCGCGGCCGAACCUCCCCCGCAUCCCGCAGCCGCCGACGCUCACCUUCCAUCCUCCGCGCAGCCACUCAUCCCGCAGCCGCGAUCCCCGCGGCGCUCACCUUCCAUCCCGCAGCGCGCACCUUCAUCCUCCGCCUUCCAUCCUCCGCACAGCCACUCAUCCCGCAGCCGCGAUCCCCGCGGCGCUCACCUUCCAUCCCGCGGCGCGCACCUUCAUCCUCCGCGACCGCUCGCGGAUCUCUCAUCGACGUCGAUGCUCCGCGAUUAAGGGGAUCCGAGGCCAACAAACAGCAUGGCGCUCCCCGCGGCGGGCGGGCGAGGAGGCAUGCGCGGAUACUCGGCAGGAUGCUCCGGCGGAAGCGGAGCCACCUCCCCGUCGGCCGCCCGUGUUCUACAGCUCCGUGUUCGCGCAGGUACGCCAGCCGCUCGACGAAAUGCUGUGGUUGCGCUGACAUAUGCUGCAAGGAAAUCUUUUUUUUGCCCAUAUGUGGGGUUGGUGGCAUGGCGUUUUUCUAUUUGGACUUUUGCGCGUGCAGAUCGAAGAGAUCGGGUGGAAGCAACUGGUGAGCGCCACAGGAGAGGGAGUGUCCUGUACUCCUGUCUCACCUUCCGUGUCGUAUUCUGGCUAUGCGCCAUCCUAGGAAACUCGUAUUAGCAGGCUGUUUAACUGCACUAAGAGUCAUGACAGCUGUAUCGACUUCUCUAGGUUGGGUUGCACCAAAUCUGAGCUGUCAUGACAAAAAUCAUGAUGCAAUACAAGCAGAAUAUGCUUCCUGAAAGAUAAAGUAAUCACAAAGUUGAGGCAGAUAAAAUGGUUGAGCAAACCAAUCAAUCUGAAGUUAGCUUUGUGAAGGCUGAGCAUCUAAAUGGAGGUAAAAUUCGGCAGACACGCAUUGAGGAUUACUCCUAUGACAAGGAUGUUGUAGAGAUCAAACUGCCAGACACAGAUCUUUCUUCUGAUUACGGUGUCCAUUUUGUCAAGGAUGUCUGCAUUGAUGAAGGAGUUCUUCCUGAUCAAAAGAUUUCAUCAGAAAAGCAAGUAGACCAAAAAGUGUCUAUAAACUUUGAUUCCAGGGAAGAGAUAAGUGCUGACUCUACAAAAACUGCACAUGAGUUGAAAUCGGAAAUAGUUGUCCUACCUGUCAAGUGUGAUACUCAUGACAAUAUUGUGGAACAGAACUCCUCAUGCAAAAAGCGUGAUCUUGAAGAUAACAAUACUACAGAUGUAUCUACCGAGUCUAAUGAUGAGGGAUUAAAUCCCAAACAAUUACCAUUUCAUGAAGUUGCACAAGAUUACCAGAAGGUUGAUAGUGUCAUUUCGGAGAGCAAUGAAAAUCAGGACUGGCUUUUCACUGGAGAUGCAACCCAUCAGGGACUUGAGAAAUAUGUUAUGACAAAGUUGUUUAAUCGAGUAUUCGCAUCAGUCCUAGAAGAUGUGAAGAGUGAUGAAGAACUUUUUUAGAAUUAACUUGUACGAGAAUGAAACAUCCUGUCUGGUAUGAGAAUUAACUUCCCUCGUUUUUGGCAUUUUUUGCUUGAUGUAUUGCAUCUCUGGCAAGCUGCACACAUGAAUAGGUUUCUGGCAGAAACUGAACCAGGAUUGAAUUGUACUUGUGUCUUGCGUUGGGUUGGUCUUUUGGAUCUUUCUAUGUAUUAUGUCUAUACUUUGUAGACUACUGGCCAGCCACUCCAUUCACGUAUUACUCUUCCAUUGUGAGUUUUUGCUCUUCACUUUCUUAUCACUCACAGUCACUCAGCUUCUCACAUUUCCACACAAGUAGUAGUUAAGGACACAUUUAGUUUCGAAGGACAGUGAACUUUGUAUGAUUCAUUGUGAAUCUGCUGAUCUUCAAAUUGGACAACAAAUGUAUACUCCUUCCUAUUAGAGGUGGUAUUGUGACAGGAGAUGUCCUCAGCGUCCCAUUCCACAGCGUCUACGGACUUCUGGAGGAGGCUCGCCAUAGUAGCAGUUCUCUUCCUCCCAAUGGAUUGGUUAAUUUGGAGCUGGUCACAACCAACAGGCUACAAUAAUACGAUGGGCGGAUCCAACAAUGUAAUGGUGUAAUGGGCUUGGUCAUAUGCUUGGAGGUUAAGAAAUUGACUUGCUGGACCAAUGUAACCGUAUGGCUGAUAUAAUUAAUUUCGUAAACCUUCUGGAUGAAUAAAUGAUCUAGCAUCA
Molecule: messenger RNA, 2454 nt
Organism: Zea mays
Lineage: Eukaryota; Viridiplantae; Streptophyta; Magnoliopsida; Poales; Poaceae
Exons: 5
Coding region: 1087-1737 (216 amino acids)
Biological process (GO): regulation of asymmetric cell division
Source: RefSeq, a predicted model, not a curated record